CUUUGGUUUGGCGGCUCAUCAGAUGAUGCCAUCGAGUUGGCGACGGAUCAGGUUGACACGUAUCUGACAUGGGGAGAACCUCCUGCGGCAGUCAAAGCAAAAAUUGACACUGUACGUGCCAAAGCUGAGGCCAAAGGCCGUACGCUCAACUAUGGUAUCCGUCUGCAUGUGAUUGUACGUGAAACCAAUGAACAAGCAUGGCAAGCGGCAGAAGAGCUCAUUCAAUAUGUCGAUGAUGCCACCAUUGCUGCAGCACAGGCAAAAUUUAAGAGCAUGGACUCGGUCGGCCAACGUCGCAUGGCCGAACUACACAAUGGUGACCGCAGUAAACUUGAAGUAUCUCCCAACCUUUGGGCUGGUGUUGGACUGGUUCGUGGGGGUGCAGGUACGGCAUUGGUCGGCGACCCUGAAACGGUUGCAGCCCGUAUUCAAGAAUAUGCCGACUUGGGCAUCAGCACCUUUAUUUUCUCAGGCUAUCCACAUCUUGAAGAGUCGAUUCGUUUUGCCGAGUUGGUGUUCCCACUCCUGCCACUUGAAACUCAAACA
Molecule: messenger RNA, 546 nt
Organism: Notodromas monacha
Lineage: Eukaryota; Metazoa; Arthropoda; Ostracoda; Podocopida; Cyprididae
Source: the annotation of a GenBank genome assembly